Messenger RNA from Dioscorea cayenensis subsp. rotundata (Guinea yam), 1543 nucleotides. RefSeq names its product anthocyanidin 3-O-glucosyltransferase 2-like. Gene Ontology annotation, molecular function: UDP-glycosyltransferase activity. The transcript has a single exon. Bases 100 to 1521 code for a protein of 473 amino acids. NCBI's taxonomy places the organism in Eukaryota, Viridiplantae, Streptophyta, Magnoliopsida, Dioscoreales, Dioscoreaceae. The record is from RefSeq and is a predicted model, not a curated record.
AAUUCAAAUACAUAAAAUCACUUAAUCAAAUCCAAAUUCAUACAUAUAUAUAUACCUUCUUCCAAACAAUCUUCAUCCUGCUCACAGUGGUGCAAAACAAUGGAGAAGAAGACACCAGAACUCAUAUUCUGUCCAUGUCCCGGAAUUGGACACAUGAUCUCCGCCGUGGAGCUUGCAAAACACAUCGCCGGCGGCCAUGGCCAACACUUCCACGUAACAAUCCUCACCAUGCAGCACCACUACUUUGCAUGGGCCGGAACUACCACGUCCUACAUCAACUCCGUCAUAUCCUCCGGCCUAGACAUCCAAUUUGAGGAUCUCCCACUUGUUAAACUUCCAUACAAAGACAACAUGAAAGGUGAGACCUUCAUGUGCCUUUUCAUAGAAGCUCACAAGAACCAUGUUCGUGACGCUGUCUCACGCCGUCUUGCCACCGGUCCGGUUGCCGCCUUAGUCUUGGACGUCUUGUGUGCAUCCAUGAUUGAUUUGGCUAAAGAGUUGGAUGUGCCGAGUUACAUCUACAUGCCUUCAAAUGCUACCUUUCUUGGCUUGAUGCUCUACCUUCCAACACUCCAUGUUAAGGUGCCAUUAGAGAUUGAGGAUGUCAAGGAUGUGAUAAAUAUCCCAGUUCUCCGUUCAGCACCACCAUCCUCAAUGCCAACUUUUAUGGCAGACAAGAAGGAUGAAGCCUAUACUAUGCUCCUUGAUUAUGGCUACAAGAUGAGAGAAGCUACAGGGUUUAUAGUGAACACGUUUGUGGAGCUGGAGAUGAAGCAGUUGGAGGCUUUGGAGAGAGGUGAGUGUGUGCCGGACCAAGCAACGCCGGUUGUAUUUCCGAUAGGACCAUUGGUUGUGUCUGAGGAGCAGGAGAAGCAUGAGUGCAUCAAGUGGUUGGAUGAGCAGCCGGCGAACUCGGUGCUGUUCUUGUGCUUUGGAAGUGUUGGGUGUUUUACUAAGGACGUGGUGAAGGAGAUGGCUUUGGGGUUGGAGAGGAGUGGGCAGAGGUUCUUAUGGGUAUUGCGCACGCCGGCACAAGUUUAUAAUCCAAUUGCUGGCGAUGUUAAUCUUGAAGAUGAGCUGCCUGAGGGGUUCUUCGAGAGGACGAGGGAGAGGGGGUUGGUGUGGCCAGCUUGGAUUCCGCAGCUCAGCGUGCUCGCGCACGCAGCUGUGGCAGGAUUUGUGACACAUUGUGGAUGGAACUCGAUCUUGGAGAGCUUGUGGCAUGGCGUGCCAAUGCUUGCAUGGCCAUUGUAUGCAGAGCAGCACAUGAAUGCAGUGUUGGUGGUGAGAGAGAUGGGUGUUGGUUUGGAGCUCAAAGUUGAUAGGAACAAUGGAGGAUUUGUUAGCUCAGAGGAGUUGGAGAGUGGGAUCAGAAGCUUGAUGGAAGGAGAAGAAGGAAGGAAGGUGAGGCAGAGGGCUGAAGAGAUGAAGGUGUCUGGCAGAAAGGCUGUAGAAGGAGGUUCUUCUUAUGUUUCUUUGGAGCUCCUUGUUCACCAGAUUAUUAAGAACAUUGCAACAUAAUUGGUACCUGACAGAAGAGUUA